AUGCUAACAAAAGUGCUGUUCGUGGCCAACGCCCUCCUCCAAUUCGUGCUCCUGAAGGGUUUCCUCGGCGUCGACACAUUUUUCUGGGGACUACAGGUGUUCAACGACAUUUGCUCGGGGCGGGAAUGGCCGCAGAGUGGCAAUUUUCCUAGGGUAACUUUCUGCGACUUUGAAGUGCGUGUGCUCGGAAAUCUUCAUCGCCACUCGGUGCAGUCGUGUAUUCCCUGUUCUACUGGCUCUCCACCGCCUUCACCACGUCCUAUGGAAAGGAAGGUGGUCCGGCAUUAUAUUGAGAAGAUCGAUCCUCCAACUGGCGAUGCCGAGUACGACCACCACAAAAGGCAGCUCGAGGAGUUUGUCGUGGAUAAGCUGCGUACGGACGGAGUGUUUGUACUCAGGCUGAUCAUGACGUUGUGGCAAGAUUUUGUGAAGGAACGCGGCAGCCGUCCCCCACCUUACGAGAAGCCCAAACUCCUCCAGGGUGGUCUCCUUCCCGAGAAGGACCAAGAGAGCGCCUUU
This is a messenger RNA of Mesorhabditis spiculigera, 519 nucleotides long. The record is from the annotation of a GenBank genome assembly. Lineage: Eukaryota; Metazoa; Nematoda; Chromadorea; Rhabditida; Rhabditidae.